Molecule: messenger RNA, 336 nt
Organism: Spirodela intermedia
Lineage: Eukaryota; Viridiplantae; Streptophyta; Magnoliopsida; Alismatales; Araceae
Source: the annotation of a GenBank genome assembly
AUGUUGACGAUGGAGGCGUCGAUGGCGUCCUGGUUCUCGAGUCGGGAGGCCCUGGCGGCGAGGAGGACGGCCGCGUCCCGGUCCAGAUCUCUGGGGAAGACCUCGAUCAUGGCCUUGUCGACGGUGAGCUUGUUAAGGGUGAGGGUGCCGGUCUUAUCGCUGCAGAGGACGUCCAUACCGGCCAGCUCCUCGAUGGCCGUCAUCCUCUUCGUGAUGGCACCGUGGUUAGAGAGGUGGUGGGAGCCAAUGGCCAUGGUGACUGAGAGCACCGUCGGCAAGGCGAUGGGGAUGCCGCCGAUAAGUAGAACGAGAAGGUUGUCUAUGCCUUCCCUGUAA